This is a messenger RNA of Sphenostylis stenocarpa, 228 nucleotides long. The record is from the annotation of a GenBank genome assembly. NCBI's taxonomy places the organism in Eukaryota, Viridiplantae, Streptophyta, Magnoliopsida, Fabales, Fabaceae.
AUGGAGUUGUGGCCUGUGGUCUCAGUGUCACCUGCCCGGAUUGGCUACCAUGUGGAAAAGACUGAUUAUGAAAUCCUUCGUCCUAAGCUUUCAAAUGGGCCAACCUUUGGCUUGCUUGUAUUGGCUUUAAAGGUGAAGCUUCUAACUGCCUUCACUGUUAUUGGACAAUCAUUAUUUUACAAAGGUCUUCCAAAGAAGACUUUCACAGAGCCAAAAAGUUUGGAGUGA